AUGAAUGUUCUACAUUAUUCAUUGAGUUUAAGUGCAUGUCCAAAAUGUCAUUUAUUUAUUUGUAAACAUACAAGUCUAGCUGAUCUUGACUUGAAUGUAACUCAAGAAGAAAUGCAAUCAGUUACGGAAUGCAACAAUACUCAUAUUUCCAUAGAAAAUCAUAUUGGAAACUUGACUCAACAACAUUCAUUACGUGGCAGAAAUAUCUACAUGUUUCCAUCGAUAGCAAAUGAUAAUACUCGUUAUAGUUGGACAACAUUUGGUACAAAUUCUAUUGAAAGUACAAAUACAUCUGGUAAUCUAUCAUCUAAUAAUGAAACCAUAUGCGAAAAUAUUCCAUUCGCAAAUGAAAAUAUAAUUGAAUCAUUAUUACCACCCACGCCAACAUCAACACCUACAUUAAAUCAAAUUGUUCGAACACAAUCUGAAAAAUAUGAUAAAAAAUUUCAAAAGUCAACUCAUUUAAUUAAAAGUUUUUCAUUUUCAACUCUCUACAAUAAAUCAUCAUUAUUUCCUCCUAUAAAACAUGAUAAUCAUUCAAGUACGAAAUUAUAUUCAUACUCAAAUAAAUCGUUUUUUAUUAUGAUCAUUCUUCUAUUAUCGUUUCUUAUUACAAAUACAAUAGAUAUUGUUCUUGUUUAUAUUUAUUAUCAUACUAAUUAUGUAUAUUUCAUAAGUUUUAUCAUUACGAUUGUUUUAUGUGAUAUUAUCUUGUGGAUAAAUAAUUUAAUAGAAUUAAAUACUAUAUCAUCUUGUUUAUUGUUGAUACCAUUUAUGAUGCGCCCACAUUUAUUAUAUGAACUUGUUGAAUUACUGAUAAUUACAUUUGAUAGAAAUUCCAAUAAACUAAUAUUAGAUUCAUCACCAUCCUCAUCUGCAUCAUCAACUAUAACAACAUGCAAGAAGAUCACAUCAGAUAGAACAAGUUCAUCUACCAUACAUCCUUUAUCAUUGUAUAGAAUUAAAAAACGAAGAUUAUUCAAAUAUUUAACACUGUUCUACCUGGUUCAUACUGGAUUUUUAACUUUUAUUAAUAUUUUUUUCUUGUCAAAUAAUCUUCAACAAUCAACAAAAUCUUUUAUAAAUAUGAAUUAUUUUAUUCCUCCAUGGGUAUCAAAUGAUGAUAAGUAUUUAUCGUCAACAUCAAUGAUAAACGCUAUUCCUAAUUAUUCUGCAAAAGUCCAUGAGACAAUAUUUGAUAAUGAACGUAAACAUAUUUCACGCCGAACAAUAUUAUCCGAUUGGACUCAAUUCUUAUUUUCAUCAUCUAUUUCAUUUUCAAUUCCUCUUUCUUCUUCAUUGACAUUCAUUUUAAUUAGUAUUUUAUAUUAUUUAUUAAUAAAUUAUACUCUUUUAUUGACAUUUCUGAUUUUUGAACGUUUCUCAUUCAACAUUAUUUUAUCAAUUUUAUCACGAUUAUGUUUAAUUGUUACACGUAUCUAUGCAUUCAUCUUUCUUUUGCGUCUUCAAAUUUGGUGGUUAUCAACGGGUUUUUUCAUCGUACACUUAACUUUGAUGAUAACGCAACUAUUUCAUCGAUCAAAAUUUAAACAUAAACGAAAUAAAAUGUUCCUACAAAUUAUAUUUUCUUUCAUAACACAUUAUUCAAUUGAUGAUAUAUCAAUAAAUGCUUUGAUAUCAUUGGAAAAUAUAUCUGUAUUUCUCUAUCGUCUUUAUCUAGAAACAUUCCCUUUUAAUCAUAGACAAACGACAUUACGUUUAAUUAUCUUCAUUGCAACACUUAUGUCAUUACAAGUUAUUGGUUUUAUAUUUGAUAUUCUAUCAAAAAAUAUUCUUUACCGAACUAAAACAGCAACAUCCUCGUCCAAAGACGUUUGCUAG
This is a messenger RNA of Rotaria socialis, 1842 nucleotides long. The record is from the annotation of a GenBank genome assembly. Lineage: Eukaryota; Metazoa; Rotifera; Eurotatoria; Philodinida; Philodinidae.